This is a messenger RNA of Dendronephthya gigantea, 2021 nucleotides long. RefSeq names its product surfeit locus protein 4-like. NCBI's taxonomy places the organism in Eukaryota, Metazoa, Cnidaria, Anthozoa, Malacalcyonacea, Nephtheidae. Gene Ontology annotation, cellular component: membrane; endoplasmic reticulum-Golgi intermediate compartment; endoplasmic reticulum. Gene Ontology annotation, biological process: Golgi organization. The record is from RefSeq and is a predicted model, not a curated record. The transcript has 3 exons. The coding region runs from base 313 to 1143 and encodes 276 amino acids.
GAAGUUCAAUUGAAUUUCACAGCGAGUUUAGGCGUAGAAAUUUCAUGUUCAGUAAAUCCUAAAUACACGAAUUUAAUCCUUGAGAUUAGGUUAGGGUUGGGAUUAGGUCUUCGGAUUAGGUUCAACCAGGGCGUCUAUUGUUCAACCGGAAAUUGAUAAGGCUGGAAGGUUUUCCCGGAAGUAAACAUGUGCUGGUGACGUCACGAAGCUAACGUGGCGUUAUCAGGAGACAGUCGACAUAUUGUUUCAAAAUUUUGGUCAAAAAUCAACUUUAUACUAUUUUGAUUCAAAGACUAAAUUCUCGCGUUGAAUAUGGCUCGAUCUCCGAACAGUUCGCCCUACCAAGACUACAUCAAUAAAGCCGAAGAUUUCGCUGAUCAGAUUCUACGCCAUUCCAAGCACGUGUUGCCUCAUCUUGCUCGCUUUUGUCUGGUAUCGACCUUUUUUGAAGAUGGAAUACGAAUGUGGUUCCAGUGGGGUGAACAAAGAGAUUAUUUUAGCCAGACGUGGAACUGUUCCGUAGUAUUUGGAGUCUUAUUCGUCCUCUUCAACUUGUUUGGUCAACUGGGAGGUGUUGCAAUGGUUUUAGCACGACAAAAGGUCGAGAUUGCCGUAGCUAUUCUGGGGACAGUCGUUGUCGUCCAGACUGUUGCGUAUAGUAUUUUAUGGGAUGUUAAAUUCUUGAUGAGGAAUAUGGCGUUAGCUGGUGGUCUCCUACUCCUCUUGGCUGAGAGUCAAUCAGAGAAGAAAAGUCUGUUUGCAGGUGUUCCAAGUGCUGGUGGAAACACACCCAAAACCUACCUUCAAUUAAGUGGUAGAAUCCUGUUGGUGUUUAUGUACUUGACCCUGCUUCGCUUUGACCUCUCCUUCUUCCGUACCAUUGAGAUCAUAGUUGGCUCUAUCCUUAUGGUAUUUGUUACCAUUGGUUUCAAGACAAAGCUCUCAGCUUUAGUGUUAUUAGGUUGGCUUACCAUCCUAAAUGUCUAUUUUAAUGCCUUCUGGAUGGUCCCAAGCGAUCGACCAUUACGUGAUUUUCUUAAGUACGACUUCUUCCAGACAACUUCUGUGAUUGGUGGGUUGCUGCUUGUUGUUGCCCUUGGCCCCGGUGGCGUAAGUGUAGAUGAUUAUAAGAAGAAAUGGUAGAUAUGUUGAUAAUUGUUUCAAAAGUACAUUAGGGAUACCAUGAUGUGAUAUUGUGUUGAGAAGCAAUAAUUGAUUGCAUGCAUAUAUGGAAAUGGACAUUUUACAGAAUGAACUUAUUCUCUGUUGGUAAAUAUCAAUACAGGAAACUUCUCGUAUUUUCUGGGUUGAUAUAUUAGAGCGAUUUAUGGAAAAAUCAAUUCUUACUUAUAUAAGAUUAAGAUGCAAAAACAUUUGGCACAUAAUUGAUUGUAAUUUGCCUGUGUUCUUGCUGCUUAUGAAACUGCUAAAUUGAUUUGAAACUUAUAUUUGCCUGUUUAAUGUGCUAAAGAAAAUUGAAUUUGAACAUGCGUUUUCAGUAUGUGUUACUAAGUCUUAAAAAAACAGGCAUCAAUAAUACUAUCAUUAGACCAAACAAGCCUAAAAAGUAUGGUUUAAGCCAGCAUUUAUGAAAUAGUUUUGCCUUGCAUGAUCGCUAACAUGGUUCUGAUAUCCAUCAGGACAAUGUUGGUGCAUUGCCAAUUUGCAAAAACUGACUUCAGCUAAUGCUUUUUCUUACUGAUGCUAAAGUUUCAUAUUUAGAUACAGUAAAUGAUAGUUAUACUGCUUAUUGUACAACUUUAUUUUAAUAGACACAUUAGACACACUUGUAAACUUUUGCUGAAAUGUUAAGAUCUUUAUUAGGAAAGUAAUACCAAAAGUAAAAGGACUGGCAAACAUCACAAAGGAUAUUUUUGUUGUACAAUACAGGCCCUCUUUGGCAAUGGUAAUGAAUUCAUAGACGAAUAAUUCAGUUGCCCCCUGAGAAUCUGAGAUUAAUAUUGUCACGCGAAGAUAAUAUAAAAUUUCUCAUUAGCAUGUCAAUUCUUUGUUGUAAAGAA